Anopheles aquasalis is the source of this 3404-nucleotide messenger RNA. RefSeq lists its product as uncharacterized. The record is from RefSeq and is a predicted model, not a curated record. NCBI's taxonomy places the organism in Eukaryota, Metazoa, Arthropoda, Insecta, Diptera, Culicidae.
CGCGUCCGACAACAAUUUCCACUUAGUUUUCCCUGUAAACUGUUUAAAUUCCUAGUGAAAUAGCUUCCGUUGGCUUAUACUUUGAUCGUUCUGUUGCGGAAACUCUGUUGAAAGUCGAUUAAAACUCCAAAACCCGUCGUAAUCCCGUGCGCAUUUUCAACCUUCACCUUUCGCUGCUGCAGUGAAAUGGUUUUUUUUGUGCAUCACCAACAGCAGCAUCAGCAGCAUCAGCAGCAGGAGGAGGAGAACCUGAAAAGCGCAGGAGUGUAGAAAAGCGUCCGGCGGAAAAGCCGUGCACCGCGAUUUACGUUCGUUUUGUUCGGUUACUCCACGCUACGGUUCGUGAUUUUCUUUGAUUAAUUUCAAUUAAAUCUUCGUCCUCCGUCCGCUGGGCCACCGUUGGUCGCUCUCGUUUUCGUGGUGCACCGUGAAAAGGAAAGCAGAGUUCCGCGCACUCGCCUGACGAACGCGCCCCGCUGUGAUUUUCCAGCCAGCAGCACCAUCAAUCUUGUGGCACACUUUGAUCGAUUUGUUGGUUUGUUGCUUUCGUUUCUCGAUUGUGUGCACCCUACUUUCUCCCCCGGCCACCACGGUCGCUUCUGGAAUGAUAUCGUGAAACGCACCACAGCCAACCGUUUGUGUGCGUGACCCUCUGACACGGAUUUGGCCCGAUGCAUACGAAGAUCUGCGGACAACAGCAGCCGAUAACAGCGACGACGGAAUCGUGUACCAGCAGCAACGACGUGUGAGCGUUUUCCCGCAGUGUCCAUCACACAAGCCCAACAUCAACGUAGCCAGGAUGAUGAAGCUGGAUUCUGUAAGCAGCCACGGCAGCCACGGUUCGACCGGUACGGGAUCCUGCCACAAGCACGAUCUCAAUGUGCUGGUAAAGAACAUCGUAAAGAUCCUGCUGACCACCUCGAAGUACUUUCACUGCCCGUUCUGUGCCGAUGAGUACCUGUUCGAGUUCACGCUGAAGCAUCAUCUGCUCAAACAGCACGAGCGGGACCUCGAGCGGAUCGUCAAAUCGCCCGAUGCCAGCAUCCGGUUCUGCGAGAGCAACAUCUGUCCGUACUGUGGCGCCCUGUUCUACUAUAUCGCGGCCCUGCCCAAGCACAUCAUGAACAGCCACAGCCGGGAAUGUCUGCUGAAGUGGCAAGCGAUUGAAAAGGAGAACAGCCUGGCACGAAAGCUGGCCUCCGAGCCGAGCAUUCGUUGCGUUCCCUGUUCGCCCGGGCUGAGUGAACUGUUCGAUGAGCUCAACACCAGCGGAGAUAGCCAUCGCGGUAGCGCCCGAACCGGUAAUGUAAUGCAGUUGACCAAACCAUCGCCUCUGCUGAAGACUGCACUGCGGAACGUGAAUCGCAUUACGAGUGGUGGCCAGACCGGGUUGGGUAACGGUAACGGUUCACAGCACAGCCUGAUUGAUGGGGCGGCCGCACCACAUACCGCGGUGACGGCAUGGUCCAGCUUCGGAUUCGAUAAUUCACUGCCCCGUCGUUCGCAUCAAACGUCCGCUCGGCGCGAACUUCACUUUGGCGAUCCGCUUCCUCACCAUCAACCGGCAACGAUGAGUGCGCCGGGCACGACCGGACCGCUGAUCAUGCGGCAACCGGAUUUCUGCGCCAGUGGAGCAUCCUCGCCUUGCAACGAGUCCGUUAGCUCCGUCCGGAAAGCUAAAUUUCAGCGAAAACGGUUCAAUCUGCGCUCGAUCAAACCGAAGCUCAACUUCCGCAAGUACGUGAUGUCCAAGUUCUCGAAGAAGUACCACUGCAAGAUCGUCACGAGCACACCGAACAAUCUGCUCGAUGAUCCGAGUAGCCGGGACUCGGUGCGGUUCCUGGCCCACAAUCAGGAGCGCUGGAACCGGAUUCAUUUCGAAUGACGGCGGUACGGAUCGCCGUUCGCCUGUGUCGUCGAGUAUCUGUGCGGAUUGCUGUUUUGUUGCGUUUAGGGCCACCGAGGCCCUUUUUUUGUUGCACUAGCAUACUCCUUUAUUGGUAGUACAGCAGGGGAACAAGGUAGACGCUAGAGAGGCGGUUAGUAUGAUACACACAUAAUGGCUGUGCAACUUGCCCUCGGUUAAUUGGACCCCGACCAAAAUGGGUCGCAGAUCGCGUGGGAAGAAGUAUCUUCGCUAACCGUUAAAUCAUUCAUGGUGAAGGAAGAUGAUUCAUUAAUUUAUUACUAUUAUCGUUCUUCCGAUGAUCAUACAAGCGAUCGCUCGAUCACGCUUAUUAAGCCCUCAAGCCAAUGGCCUAUCGUUAAGCCUUACGGAAAGGGAAGUAAACGCUGCCAAUGCGUUGGCUUAGCGACGUUAUUAGUCUAAAAACCAUACAACACCAAUCUAGAGUAGAUAUUGAUCUUUAAGAACAUUACAACAUUACACAGACGUCACUCGCACGCGCUGGACCAAUCGUCAAAAUGGCCUUUCGAAUGCUUCGGUCAAUUGGGGUGGUGGUAGCAGAAGAAGUUUAUCUAAAGAAGAAACAAGUUACAAUUUAAUGAAACAUUUAAAACAGAAAACGCCAAACAAGCGAAUAGUAUAGCAGGCUGGUAGCGUUCGACAGACAGCAGUAGCCAGAGAGAUAUCGCAUUUUUCCACUCGUUAAUUUAUGAACCUACCGUUAAUAUUGCAAAGUAGUAUUAGUGUCCCGGGUGACGCACUCCGCGGUAGAGAAUACAGCGAAUAGUUUGUAGGGAAUUGAAAACCGAAUCUCUCGUUCACGCCUUCCAAAAAUCCAUUACUUACGAUGAUAUCGAAUCGAAAACGAAAACGAAACACCAAACACGUGAAACCAACAAACCAAUUUUAAACCUUAAUACCGCAAUCUCGCGAUACCCUCUAGUACAUAAGUGCAACUGCCGCCCUUACUUGCCUCUAUAGAACAUAUGUAAGCGUUACUAAGCAACGGGUAACGCGAUAGAGAAAGGUUGUUCCCUGAAUCCGCCGAGGCCGGGACUUAAAAUUUAAUCACAAAUAAUUGGCCCCAUUCUACUUCUUUAACUCUCUUGCUCUUUAGCCUUGAUGAAUCAAAACCUAAAGUACACUGUUUACUGUAAGCAAAGCAACCGAUCAUUCGCGGGAACUAGCGACGUGCGUGAUUGCAAUAGACAGCGUAUCAAACUAUCGAAGUAGCGAUCGGUAACAUCUGCCCUAUUUAGCGCGCCAUUUUUACACCAGAAACUACAACGCUUUACGGGCAAAUAAUGCGAAUAUUUAUGUCCUCACGGCGUGGAGCAUUACAUUCCUUGUUGCGGGGGAAGUAGGUUGUCGCGUACGUAUAUUUCAACGAAAGCGAAUUAGAAGUACUAUCAGAACUUGUUGAGCAACUAUUUAAGCGAAUAAAUUCGGAUCGUUUCCCACUUUCCUGUUUGGGAAAUCUCUUACCUGCCAAUCGGAA